UCCAUCUGCAUCUGUUCCGGGCCGGUCGCGCCAAGCCAAGCUCGGAGCUCCGCUCCCGCUCGGACCCCCACCCCAGUCCCUGUCCCCUUCCCAACCCCAGCCCCUAGCCCUGGUCCCCCCUCAGCCGGUCCCAUGCGUCGCCUGCUGCCACUCAUUCUGCUCCCCGGACUCCUCGCCGCCUUCCAUCCCGACUGGAACAAGCUUCGUGGCUUGGCCCGGGGCAGAGUGGAGACCUGUGGAGGAUGACAGCUGAAUCGGCUGAAGGAGGUGAAACUCUUCGUCACCCAGGACAUCCCUUACUACCACAACCUGGUGAUGAAAUACCUCCCUGGAGCCGACCCUGAGCUGGUGCUGCUGGGUUACCAGUAUGAGGAGCUUGAGAGAAUCCCACUCAGUGACAUGACCCGGGAGGAGAUCAACCAGAUGUUGAAGGACCUGGGUUUCUAUCGAAAAUCGAGCCCAGAUGCCCCUGUACCUCCUGAGUACCAGAAUGCCCCAGCUAGGCCCUUGGAAGCAAAAGCACCCAAUCCAGUGCCCCACGGGGAUUCAAUGCCCACACGCCUGGAACUCUAGGCCCGGGGACCACAGCCCCCAUCCUAGCUGGCAGCUGUGAAAUCAUGUUGCAUGCCAUGCUCCCUAACGAGCCAAGGUGCCAGGGCCAUGCCCAUGCCCCCGAGGGAAGGGCUGGCGCACUGCUGGGGCCACCCACACACCUCAACUUGCCUGGAAGUGCCCCUUGGGGGGUGGGAAAGUGGCUAUCUGCUUGAGUCCAGGAGAAGAGGCAAGUUGGUUUGCAUGGGUGGCAUUGGGACCCUGUCCACAGUACCCGCUCCCACGUCCAACUACCAAGGACAGGAUGAAGCUCUCAGCUCAAAGGGUUGCUCUUGCUGAGGGCAGAUGGCUGUGUCCUUGGGGCCAGGCCCGGGGUGUGUGUGGCUGAGGUCUUUCCCUUUCCCUUAGGCAGUAAAAGCCCCCAUUCCAACCUGCAA
Molecule: messenger RNA, 989 nt
Organism: Trichosurus vulpecula (common brushtail)
Lineage: Eukaryota; Metazoa; Chordata; Mammalia; Diprotodontia; Phalangeridae
Gene: SELENOM
Product: selenoprotein M
Exons: 5
Cellular component (GO): endoplasmic reticulum lumen
Molecular function (GO): oxidoreductase activity
Source: RefSeq, a predicted model, not a curated record